AUUAUGCAAACACAGGCUGUGGCUCCAGUGUUACAGAUCUGGAGAAACGUCUCAUCACAGCUGCAGAUCUAUAUUUCUGAAGUAAUAGAAAAAUCUACACCUUUUAGUGAUGGCACCACGAACCGGUAGGAGGAAGAGCGAGCUGCCAGACCUUUACCAUGAGGGUUACCUGGAGAAGAGGUCAUUCAAAGACAAGACGGCUCGGAAGCUGUGGACCAGUUUGUGUGGGAACACGUUUUAUUUCUUCAAUGAGAAAAGAGAAAACGAUUAUGUAGAGAAACUGGAGCUCUGUGGACUGAUCUCAGUGACGGACGACAGCAGCCCAGAUCCUAACUUGGAUGCAGCCAGAUUCAACGUCCAGAUGAAGAAUGGAACCAUUAAAUUCACUGCACCAAAUGCAGAGUCCCGGGAACUUUGGAAGGGAUUUAUCCACGCAGUGGCUGAGUUGAAGGUGCCCCUCUCCCUCAACCUGCUGCCAGGUCAGCUCCACAUGCUGAGAGAGACGGUCAAAAGUGAGAAGAAAAGGUUGGCAAACCCCCUUCCAGAGCCAAGUCCUCCUCCAGCUGUCAAAACAGAGAUGCCCAUUUGUUACUACGAGGUGCCGCGCCUGGAGGCCGAACUGCUGCUGGAGAGAGAAGCCAGUAAAGGAAACCUGCUGGUGAGACCCGGGAGAGACGGACGCUCCUUCGCCAUCAGCACCAAACAGGAUCUAGAUGGCCCCGUUUUCAGACACUACCGCAUUCUUUCUAAACCAGGGGGAGGCUUCUACAUUGAUGUGGAAAAACCUGUCCACUUUCAGACGCUGCAUGAUGUGGUCACAUAUAUGGUGGAAAGCACAGAUGGAAACUUGACUCCCCUCAUCAUAGAAGCACAAUACGACAAAAAUAUCUCUUUUAUUUCAGCGGAUAAUGAAAACGGAGAGAGGACUCAGCAGCUUCUGCCUGUCCCUGUCUCUGUCCCAGAGCAACCCAGGCCAGUUACCGAAACAAAGACGUUCGAUGAUCCAGAACCAGACGUAGAGGAAAAUCCACCUGCUAAUGAUCAGGAGGAGGAAGAUGUGAGGGCUCAUUACUCCCCUCCUCCAACUCCACUAGCGAGGAAAACGCCUCCUAUUCCUGCUCCACGCAAAAAACUCCCAGUAAAACCACCCAGCAGCUCCACCUCCCCCACCAGCGUUCCUGAGGUGCUCAAGAUGAUCUCCGAUCCAGAGAGGAAGAAGCAGAUCCUUCCUGCAGCUUUAUCCGAGCUAAAGGAAAAGCUGGGACAGAAGAUAAAGGUCCAGGACUGACCUCUCCUACCAUCAUCUCUUUGGAUGUGAACCUGUUGGAGCAACAAGCUCGGAGCGGAAAGGAGGCACCGUUACGGCAGGAGGCCAAGCCAUAGGAGUCCUUUCCCUCCUCCUCCUCCUCCUCGACUAGCUGUCUGCAGCAAAGCCUCUUUAGAGAUUAACGACGCACUGAUUUGCCACUGCUGGACGUUCAUUAGCAAAUCAAUGGACUGUGAAGAUGGGUGGACAAAUUAUGUUCUUGUUUCUCUUGUUCACUUUGCACUUUAGCCAUCGACUAAAUCAACUUAGACUUUUUCUAUUUUUUAAGAGUUUUCCUAUUUUUUAAGAAUGUUUUUAUUUAGCAUACCUUCACAUCUCUAUGGAUGCAGUAUUACUGGU
This is a messenger RNA of Cyprinodon variegatus (sheepshead minnow), 1666 nucleotides long. RefSeq names its product signal-transducing adaptor protein 1-like. The record is from RefSeq and is a predicted model, not a curated record. The coding region runs from base 110 to 1288 and encodes 392 amino acids. The transcript has 13 exons. Gene Ontology annotation, molecular function: signaling adaptor activity. NCBI's taxonomy places the organism in Eukaryota, Metazoa, Chordata, Actinopteri, Cyprinodontiformes, Cyprinodontidae.